AUGGCGGUACUCAAGGGCGUUGUCAUCGCGUCGGUCGGCGAUAUCAAGGAUCAUUCCGGCAAGCAUAUAAGCAACGAGCAGCUGAAGAAGUGGGUCGUGAACAACAAAGGACGUUGGGCUCCAGAGGUUGUCCAAGGAACUACGCACUUGAUCAGUUCCAAAGAUGCUUACAAGAAAGAUGCCAAAGCAGUGCAAAAGGCGAAGGCACUCCGGAUAUUCGUCGUCAACUACGACUGGCUCGAGGACUCCCUGCAGAAAGGCCGGAAGGUCGCCGAGCGCAAGUACAUCUGGGGACAAGUUCGAGCUGAGCGCAAGCAACAGAAGCUUCUGAAGAGACUGGGUCCGCAAGCAGAUUCAAUGAAGUUCAACACAGGAUGCGAGCUCGCGAAACAGGAUGUUGGUUCUGGUACGUCUCGCAAGCGUUCCAGUGGCUUCUUUUCCAGUGCUCUCGACGAUCUUAGAAGGAAGAGGGAGGCGAGAGAGGCCGAAGAGAACGCGAAGAAAGCUCAGGCUGCGAAUACACUACCGAACCGCGAGCUCACACCUGCAACCAAGGAAGGCUCAGAGCAUCACAUGCCACCGGCCAAAGCGCGCUUGGCAUCAGAAUCAACUGUAGCUGCUCUAGAAUCUCCAGCCAGACAGCAACAUAAGCCUGAAGAUGGUGUCACCUCCAAUGAGGAAGUUGAGGACGCAUCUGCUACAGACAACACACCAAAGCCCUCCCCCUUCCCGCCCGGCCUCAGAUACACGCCUCCCUCUUCUUCUGCGGCUUCACACUUGCCUAGGCCUUCUACAACGCCUGAUACUGCUGUUCAGCCUGUUGAGACCAAAACCGCUAAUCCCAAGCUCGAAGACCUCUACCACAUCUACCUCGAUGCGAAGGGCUUCGAAUACAAGCUCAUCCUCCUGCGCUCGAACCCCUACCUCAACAACUUCGCUCGCUACGACCUGCGCAUGUACGAGUCGCACACCGUGCCGCACGUCUACUGCACAGUCGCUCGGUACAUCCCACCUGGUGGAGUCAAACCAGCAGCAGCAGCAUCCACGCCCCAGACCAACGCUCAAGCACCCGCAACGCCCUCGCCACCGUCCACUCAGCCAGUCCAGGCCAUGCACCCCACAGCGGCACACCUCCACGCCCUCAUCACACCGCCCCUACCAUCCCCAUCCGCCCCCUACCGCACCGCCAUCGCCCCGCCAAACUCGGACUUCCCCACCGCCUUCCGCGCCCUCCGCCACGCCUUCCGCGACCUCACCCUCCUCUCCUGGCUCGAGCGCCUCUCCGACCCCUCCCUCCAGCGCCUCCGCGCACAAGCCUUCUGCAUCGAGCCCUUUGUGUGGCGUCGUCCCGCGGAGGGUCUGCCCACAGGCUUCGAGCCCCCCGCGUUCGCGCCGCUGGAGGGGCAGGCGGAUGUGCAGCUCGAGGGGUACACGCGGAAUGCGUGGGGGUUGCCGGCGCUGGAUGAGCCGCUUGGGGAGGGGGGCGCGAUUGGGAUUGCGCUUGUGAGGGAGGCGGAGGAGGCGAGGCGCAGAGAAGAGGAGACGACGAAGAUGGAAGAGAAGAGGGCGGCGCUGGAGAGGACCAGGGCGAAGAAGGCCGGCCGCAUGGCGCAGACGGCGAUCAAGCCGCAGUAUUAUGAGCCGCAGAAGAGGUUCGACAAGCGGUUUGACUACUGAGCGGCGAGGAGUAGGGCUUGGGCAGAGGGCAGA
Paraphaeosphaeria sporulosa is the source of this 1710-nucleotide messenger RNA. RefSeq lists its product as uncharacterized. The record is from RefSeq and is a predicted model, not a curated record. NCBI's taxonomy places the organism in Eukaryota, Fungi, Ascomycota, Dothideomycetes, Pleosporales, Didymosphaeriaceae. Bases 1 to 1677 code for a protein of 558 amino acids. The transcript is spliced from 3 exons.